UUCAUGCCAGCAAAACUUGGUGCUCGCGAUGAAGAUGGACUGCGGGUACUGCUUUUGACAAAAAUUCAGCCCCAAAUUCACUGAACAUGUCAAUUUUAUCUCAACAGCUUACAUAUAUGGAGAUUGGCUGCGCUUCAAGGCAAUUGUCGCCGAUUAAUCUCCGAUUUAAUCAAACCUUUACUUUCCUGCCGGCAACAGUAAGAUGCGAAGCAAAAGCAUUUCCAGAACUAUCAACGGGUGAUCAAAUGUUCAUUCUUGGAAUGGGUUUCGUCGGAAAAUUCUUCGUUGCAGAUUUGAAGAACAAAGGAUGGGUAGUGAGAGGGAGCUGUACCAGCACUGGGAAGAAGAAACAACUCGAAGAUUUGGGAUAUUCAGCUUACGCAUUCGACGCAAAUCUCCCUCAGGAUGAGGUCCUAGAGGUUGUGAAAAACCAUACUCAUCUCGUUAUAUCUAUUCCGCCUCUUAAGGGUGUUGGUGAUCCGAUUCUUUGUCAUGAAGGACUAUUAGAGAGGGCACUGAAGGGUGGUAGACUCAGGUGGCUUGUCUACUUGUCCUCAACUAGUGUAUAUGGAGACUCGGGUGGUGCAUGGGUAGAUGAAGAUUAUCCAGUAAAACCAGAAAGUGAACUUGCCCGUGCAAGAUUAGCUGCUGAGACACAAUGGCUAUGUUUCGGUCAAAAUCUUGGUAUUGCAGCACAUGUGUUUCGUCUAGGAGGUAUAUACGGCCCUGGUAGAAGUGCUGUUGAUACUAUACUUAAGCAGGGGCCGAUGUCAAAGUGUCAGAAAGCAAGAUUAUUAAAAGACUACACAUCUCGCGUGCAUGUUGCUGACAUAUGCCAAGCACUGCAUGCCAGUAUUUUGCAUCCGUCACCCGGGAAGAUAUAUAACAUUGUGGAUGAUGAUCCUGCCCCACGAGAGGAGGUAUUUGAGUUUGCUCGAAAGUUGGUUGAAGAAAAACUUCUGGGUCAUGUAUAUGCUGAGAGAGGAGAAGCAGUACUUGUUUCGGAGAAACCUUCCAAGUCGACAAAACGAGUCUCAAAUGCUCGUAUGAAGAAAGAACUGGGGGUGACCUUACGUUAUCCUAGUUACAGGUCUGGACUAGGAGGCAUCAUGGAGCACACGUCACCAGUGUCGUGAAUAUUCAAAACGCAGUUGCAGAAUCGUUAAAUAUGGACCAAAACAUACUGUAUUGUUUAUGAUCAUUAGCUAACACACUUAAUUUGUUCGACCAAAAAGAUUCUUGAGCAAAUGUACUGACCAACUUUGGACUUUAGUCUUCUAAAAAUUUAUCCCUUAA
Salvia splendens (bonfire salvia) is the source of this 1296-nucleotide messenger RNA. Its product is annotated as protein YeeZ. Lineage: Eukaryota; Viridiplantae; Streptophyta; Magnoliopsida; Lamiales; Lamiaceae. The coding region runs from base 87 to 1136 and encodes 349 amino acids. The transcript has 8 exons. The record is from RefSeq and is a predicted model, not a curated record.